UAGGAAGGAAAAUGGCAGCCUCUUUUUACAUUUUCUUAUUUCCCUUUGACUGCUCUGCUGGAUCACAUUUUAAUGACUAGCUAAUAGCUACAACAACAUGUAUCAUCCUAGCUAGAUACAAUGUAGCAAAAUAAUCUGUUGUCAAUGUCCAGCUAAACUGUAACGGCUAACGGUUCAAUCGUAGAUUGGUCGUUGAUGCUAACCAAAACAAUAUCAGGCAGUCACCUCUGCCAACUAUUAGCGAAGAAGAAGUCGGUGCUCCUUUCUCUGUUGUCCCCCAUAGCUGUGCCAUGUAGAAGGCAGUGAUUCGCCCUUAAACUUUUGCAAAUGAAAAUGGAGGAUAUGUCUCUGUCGGGCCUGGACAACACCAAGCUAGAGGCCUUGGCUCAGGACAUCUACUCGGACCUGGUGGAGGACGCCUGUUUGGGCCUGUGUUUCGAGGUGCAUCGUGCUGUCAAACAGGGCUACUUCUUCCUGGAUGACACGGACCAAGAAAGCAUGAAGGACUUCGAAAUCGUUGACCAACCAGGAGUGGACAUUUUCGGGCAAGUGUACAAUCAGUGGAAAAACAAGGARUGUGUGUGUCCSAACUGCAACCGGAGCAUUGCUGCGUCCCGCUUUGCCCCUCAUCUGGAGAAAUGCUUGGGCAUGGGGCGCAACAGCAGCCGCAUCGCCAACCGCAGAAUAGCAAGCAGUAACAACAUGAACAACAAAUCAGAGAGUGAUCAGGAAGACAAUGAUGACGUCAAUGACAAUGACUGGUCGUAUGGCUCAGAAAAAAAAGCUAAGAAGAGAAAGUCAGAUAAGGUAUUUUUACAUUCUUUGAAACAACAUGUACCUUUGAAUCCAAAUUCACCCAGAAGAUCAAAAUCUGUAAAGCAUAAAAAUGGGGAGCUUAGUAAUAGUGUCAAUGCAGAUCCAUACAAGUACAACUAUAACACUGGCAUCAAUUACGAAACUUUAGGCCCUGACGAACUGAGGUCUCUGUUGACAACACAAUGUGGAGUGAUCUCGGAGCACACCAAGAAGAUGUGCACCAGGUCCCAGCGGUGCCCCCAGCACACGGACGAACAGAGGAGGGCCGUCAGGGUGUUCCUCCUGGGGCCGUCCGCGUCGUCUCUGCYYGAUGCAGACACGAUGGUGGAGAGUGACUGCUACGACGCCUCAGACGGACAGGUUCUCAUGAGUCGCCUACAGUGGGACGGAUCCUCAGACAUCUCCCCCUCCGAUUCAGCCUCCUCCAAAGCCAGCACGAACAACUCAGACUCUAAGAAGCCCAAAAAGAAGAAGACGUCUCUUGGCCUAAACAGCACAGGAGGAGGAGGGGGCGGCAGUGGGAGUGGAGGGGGCAGUAGCUCCCAGAGUAGUCUAGUAGGCCUAUCCAACAGAAAGAAGAAGCCCAAGCUUCCUGUUCCCCCUGCCCCCAGUAUCUAUGACAACCUAAACUAGGGUAGUCCCAGUCUGCCCCCCCCCCCCACACCGUACCCAGGAAGGUGACUGGAGGGUGACAUGGAAUUCUGAACCAAGCUUCAUCCAGACAAGUCAUGGUCUCAUACCUAACAGAGGUACAGAUGAUAACCCAUUAACUCACAUCCACUCACUCACACAUUAAUAUCAGCUCUGAUUAGCCCAGGGGUUGUAACUUCUCUUUAUUCAUAAAUGGACACAGCACCCCUUCAUUUGAACGCAAUUCUUAGUUGUUUGUUGUUGGACAAUAUUUUGCAAUUCCAGUUAUAAAGAAACAUGGGUCAUUGAUUGUUCACUUUAAUUGUGUUUUUGUUAAUCAGUGAUUUAGGCUUCAGACAUGGACCAAUCACACUCCGCUUUUUUGUACUCUGAUCUGUUUUCUCCUGAAAACAAAACAUUGCUUUCUUUUUGACUGUCUCUGUUUAGGAGGGGACUUGUGGACUAAUUGCAUCAACUUAUGGCUACAGCUUUGUUAUUAAUGUGGUGGGGGAUGUCAGUGCCAUCUUGUUGUCUCACCAGUAUUGGGGUACUUGAUGGUGACUUUAUCCGUACUAGCAUUGUAUUGCACAGUGGUGUAUGUGUGGGUGUAUGAAUGUUUGUGUAAAGUUGACUGUUUUCCAUGUUGUGGGCCUGUGUGUGAUAUUUCAUUUGUUUUUAGAUUACUAUGCAUCUCUGAAU
This is a messenger RNA of Salvelinus sp. IW2-2015, 2145 nucleotides long. RefSeq names its product ataxin-7-like protein 3. Gene Ontology annotation, biological process: regulation of transcription by RNA polymerase II; positive regulation of DNA-templated transcription. The record is from RefSeq and is a predicted model, not a curated record. Gene Ontology annotation, cellular component: DUBm complex; SAGA complex. Gene Ontology annotation, molecular function: transcription coactivator activity. Lineage: Eukaryota; Metazoa; Chordata; Actinopteri; Salmoniformes; Salmonidae.